UCAUUCUUUUUAUUCUUUAUUUUUUAAGGAUUCUUUUUUUUUUUUUUCUUUUUUUGGCCACACCACAUGGCUUGUGCGAUCUUAGUUCCCCAACCAAGGAUCAACCCUGGGCCUUCAGCAGUAAAAGCACCUAGUCCUAACCACUGGACCACCAGGGAACUUCCAGAGUGGCCCUUUUUAAAUUGUAAAAUAUUCACUCCUCUAACAGUUUAUAAACACCUUAAAAUUAGACACCAAAACAAAAUCCUUAUACUUAACCCCUAUAUCUCCUUAUAGUCACUGCUUUGAAUAUAGCAGGCACUAAAUAUUGGGUUGGCCAAAAAUUUUGUUCAGGUUUUCUGUACGAUAUCAUGGAAAAACCCAAACAGAGUUUUAGGCCAACCCAGUAAGCAUUAAUAGGAACCGUGAUUCGUAGAACUCCAGUUUCUGGGACUCGGCCUUGUAAGAAGGGGAGGAGGUGCCAUGGCUGUUAGCGGCCACUAGAGGCUCUCAGGGCUGGGCAGGGUAUGGGGGCUGUGUAUAUGUGAUCUCCCACUACCCCCCACCUGGCCAGAGCUAAAAUAAUAAAAUGCUGAGCUCACUGUUCCCCCACCCUCUCCCCCGGCACCGGCUCCUCCUGCUGCCCGGACGGUGCUCCAGCAGAACAGACAGACCAACCAAGAGCAGGGGAGGUGAGAAGGGAGGUGGCCCCCAGGACUGGUAGGUGGGGAAGGCAGGGGGCUUGUGGAUCAGAGCCUGGUGGGAGAUGGGAGGAGAAGAGUGGCUCCUACUGGGAGUGAUGUGGAGUGUGUCUGUGUCUCUGUCACUCAGUGUUUCUGUCGCUGUCUGUCCUGUCCCUUAACUGUAGUUUACAGUCAAUGUAAGUAUCUCACAUUUUCUGAAUCUUUCAUAUUCAGCAUGGUGUGUAUGUGUGGCUUAAAAGAUCAUGCAAGUUUAAUCCUCUCACUGUUUUUAGAGAAACUUUAUCCCAUAUAGAAGGCAGUUCCUACCCAUUAGACUGGUGUCACCUUCCCGUCCAAAGCCAGGGACAAAUCAGUACCUUCUCCUAAGGCUGUACCACCCUUCCCCCAACCUGAAUGUCUCCCAGGUCCUCUGAGCCCUCGCUUUCCCUCAGGAUUUAGAAUUUUAGCAAGCAUAAUGAGCUCUUGAUCCCCCACAGUAAAAGGAGAUGAGGGUGGAGUAAGAGCACUGUCUGUUUCCCCCCAAAUCCUCCUUGGUUUCUUAAGCCAGUUUGGGGAAAACUGGAUUACUGGAUGAGGGGAAAGAGAGGCGGAAUUUCCCUGAAGCUCUCUGCCUGCCCCCUUCCUUGCAAUAGGAAUGGGCUUGGGGCCAGCUGUGAUGGCAGGGCUCCUGGCAGCUGAACUAGGGCAAGAGGCACCAACAGGCGAGGUUAAGGGGAGGGGUACUGCCAGGGUUUCUGAUACAAUGGGGAGACAGGGUCACCCUGCAUGCCUGGGAUCCCCAUCCAGAGUGGCUGGGAGCUGUGGAAGCGGGAAGGAGGCUCCAGUUCUAACUAAACAACCCAACCUUCCCCCAUUGUCCCAUGCCCAGCUAGAUCUCUAUCCUCCAAGGCAACCAGCUUAUUUAUUGUUCUGCCCCACUGGCUUGUCUGUUUCCCUUCUGUCCGUGUACAUCUUGCCAUUGUCCAACCACUUUCUCCCUAUAACCCAGGCUCCGUGAGUGCCACACAGUGGGGAGGGGGUGGGGGCCACCAUGUCAUCGUAUCAAAAGGAGCUGGAAAAAUACAGAGACAUAGAUGAAGAUGAGAUCCUAAAGACCCUGAGCCCUGAGGAGCUAGAACAGCUGGACUGCGAGCUACAGGAGAUGGACCCUGAGAACAUGCUCCUGCCGGCUGGACUAAGACAACGUGACCAGACAAAGAAGAGCCCAACCGGGCCGCUGGACCGCGAGGCCCUCUUGCAAUACCUGGAACAGCAGGCGCUAGAGGUCAAAGAGCGUGAUGACUUGGUGCCCUUCACAGGCGAGAAGAAGGGGAAACCCUACAUCCAGCCCAAAAGAGAAAUUCCAGUGGAGGAGCAGGUCACUCUGGAGCCUGAGCUGGAGGAGGCGCUGGCCCACGCCACAGAUGCUGAGAUGUGUGACAUUGCAGCAAUUCUGGGCAUGUACACACUGAUGAGCAACAAGCAGUACUAUGAUGCGAUCUGCAGCGGAGAAAUCUGCAACACCGAAGGCAUUAGCAGUGUGGUGCAGCCUGACAAGUACAAGCCAGUGCCAGAUGAGCCCCCAAAUCCCACCAACAUCGAGGAGAUACUGAAGAGUGUUCGAAGCAAUGACAAGGAGGUAGAGGAGGUGAACCUCAAUAAUAUCCAGGACAUCCCGAUACCCAUGCUGACUGAGCUGUGUGAGGCCAUGAAGACAAAUACCCAUGUCCGGAGCUUUAGCCUGGUGGCCACAAGGAGUGGUGACCCCAUUGCCAAUGCGGUGGCUGACAUGUUGCGUGAGAAUCGUAGCCUCCAGAGCCUGAACAUCGAAUCCAACUUCAUUAGCAGCACAGGGCUUAUGGCUGUGCUGAAGGCAGUUCGGGAGAACGCCACACUCACGGAGCUCCGAGUAGACAACCAGCGCCAGUGGCCUGGUGACGCGGUGGAGAUGGAGAUGGCCACCGUGCUCGAACAGUGUCCCUCCAUUGUCCGCUUUGGCUACCACUUUACACAGCAGGGGCCACGCGCUCGGGCCGCUCAGGCCAUGACCCGGAACAAUGAACUGCGUCGCCAGCAAAAGAAGAGAUAACACUACUUUUGCCUUUACCAACUAGGGCUUGGAGCUUAAAUCCUCCUCUGUCCCCCCUUUCCUGUAAAUAAAGGCCCUACUGACCACUC
Dama dama (fallow deer) is the source of this 2840-nucleotide messenger RNA. It is a transcript of the gene TMOD4, whose product is annotated as tropomodulin 4. Lineage: Eukaryota; Metazoa; Chordata; Mammalia; Artiodactyla; Cervidae. Gene Ontology annotation, biological process: myofibril assembly; muscle contraction; pointed-end actin filament capping. The transcript is spliced from 9 exons. The record is from RefSeq and is a predicted model, not a curated record. The coding region runs from base 1714 to 2751 and encodes 345 amino acids. Gene Ontology annotation, molecular function: tropomyosin binding. Gene Ontology annotation, cellular component: myofibril; striated muscle thin filament.